AUGGCCGACUACGAAGUAACUACCGAAAAGAAGAAGACUCACCGAGUCGACUCGAACGACACCGAUGGUGAAGACCACCACAAAAUUGCCACCGAGCCUGUCGAUGUUUUCACCAAUGAAGAUGGCGACGUUAACUUCCGCGGCGUCUCAUGGCCCGCGGCGGCCGUUCUUGUUGCGAAGUUCCAGCUGGGACUCGGAGUGCUGAGUCUUCCCAAGACCUUCCACACUCUGGGCUUUUUCCCUGGAAUCCUCUGCUUCAUAAUUCUCUCGACUAUGACAACCGCCUCGGGUUACAUCUCCGGCAAUGCGAGGCUUUACUACCCGCAAAUCUAUAGUGUCGCCGACGUGGCUGAGAUGUUGUUCGGCAAGAAAACAAGGGAACUUGUCGGUUUCCUCUUCUACCUCUAUCUCGCCUUGACAGCCGGCGCUGGCAUGCUCGCCUCCUCCGUCGCCCUUAACGCGCUCUCAGGCCACGGCGCCUGCACUAUGGUAUUCGUGGCCGUAGCCGCUGCCGUUGCUUUUCUCAUCGGCGGCGGUUUCAGAAGUCUAGACAAGAUCGCCUGGGUCAGCUGGGCCGGUUUCGGCUGUAUCUUCGUCGCUAUCUGGACGACGGCUAUCGCCUGUCUCGUGCAGAACAGGCCCGCCGCAGCCCCCCAGACGGGCACUAUUGACCUCGAUAUCCGUAUUUUCCCGGACACCACUUUCUCGCAUGCAAUGUCGGCCAUCUCAAACCAGCUUUUCGCCGUUGGUGCUUCUGGGGUCUGCUUCUCUAUCGCUGCUGAGAUGAAGGAACCCAAACACUUUGGCCGCGCGCUGCUAUGGGGCCAGGGAAUUGUUAUUGCGACUUGCAUCGCCAUCGCCUCCAUCGUUUAUUCGCAGGUCGGCCAGUACCUUGCCAGCCCUGCCCUCGGUUCUGCCGGUCCAUUGAUCAAGAAGAUUGCCUAUGGCAUAGGACUGCCUGGUCUCCUUGUUACAGCUAUCCUCUACAGCCACACUGCUGGCAAGUACUGGUUCGUCAGAAUCCUCCGCGGUACACGCCAUCUCCAAACCAGUACCGCCAAGCACUGGCUUGUGUGGGGAGGCUCGAUGUUCGUCACUGUCGUCUUCGGCUUCAUUAUCGUGGGAGUUGUUCCCUUCUUCAGCGACUUCCUCAGUCUUGUUGGCUCCCUCGUCAACCCCGUAUUCACACACAUCAUUCCCGGCUUCAUGGUCUUGUUCUACGUAGCAAAGAAGCCUCCUAUGGUUGGCUUGGAUGGAGCGCACGCACAUGAGCACCACUCUUCCCCGGAGAAGCAUUGGCUUCUUGAGGCUAAUGAUGCGGCCAAGAGCAGCAAGAAGGACAUGAUUUUAGUUGUUGGUUCAUGGAGUAUGAUUAUUAUUGGUGUCUUUAUCACUGUGGGCGGCACGUAUGCGACUGUUCUAACGAUUAAGGAGGGUUAUGAUAAUGGUUCUAUUGGCGGUGUAUUUUCAUGUGCGGACAAUUCAUCUGGCUAA
Messenger RNA from Colletotrichum siamense, 1494 nucleotides. It is a transcript of the gene mtr-1, whose product is annotated as N amino acid transport system protein. The transcript has a single exon. Gene Ontology annotation, cellular component: vacuolar membrane. Lineage: Eukaryota; Fungi; Ascomycota; Sordariomycetes; Glomerellales; Glomerellaceae. The record is from RefSeq and is a predicted model, not a curated record. The coding region runs from base 1 to 1494 and encodes 497 amino acids. Gene Ontology annotation, molecular function: amino acid transmembrane transporter activity. Gene Ontology annotation, biological process: amino acid transmembrane transport.